Molecule: messenger RNA, 3884 nt
Organism: Mandrillus leucophaeus (drill)
Lineage: Eukaryota; Metazoa; Chordata; Mammalia; Primates; Cercopithecidae
Gene: ZNF140
Product: zinc finger protein 140
Exons: 6
Coding region: 1781-2845 (354 amino acids)
Biological process (GO): regulation of DNA-templated transcription
Source: RefSeq, a predicted model, not a curated record
CUCACUGCCCACUAGUGGCCAUGGCAACAUCAGGAAGUUACCCUAUAUGGUCUAGAAAGAGGAGGCAUGAAUAAUCCACCCCUUGUUUAGCAUAUAAUCAAGAAAUAACCACAAAAAUGCGCAACCAGCACCCUCGGGGCUGCCCUGCCUAUGGAUUAGCCAUUCUUUAUUCCUUUACUUUCCUAAUAAACUUGCUUUCACUUUAUGGAUUCGCCUCGAAUUCUUUCUUGUGCGAGAUCCAAGAACCCUCUCUUAGAGUCUGAGAUCCAGACCCCUUUCCAGUAACAUAAGGUCUUGGACUGAAGUACUGACUCCACAGUCUUUAAGUAUCCUAGUUAUUUAAUAGUUGCGGUCUCGGGCUCUGGUUGGGCCGCGGUGGGUUCUGGGAAGUGUAGUUCGCCUGAGUCUCCAGUUCCUUGUCUCUGGGCGGUGUGUGCACGCCAGCGAGGCACUGUGGGAGUCGUAGUACGGGAGGAAAACCCUACACCCUCUCUCGCGGGCCGCAGGAGUUUGGGGGCAUCUAGUCGCUAAAGCCCUACAUAGUCUUCCGGCUUUGGGCGUGGCCGCGAUGCACUCUGGGAGUCGUAGUAGGGGAAGACAGUCCUCCGCUCUUUUGCGCAGGGUCGCAGGAGGUUCUGGGAAGUGUAGUUGCCUGAAGCUCGUGUUCUUUGUCUUUCGGUGAUGUGCGCGUGGCCUCAAGGCACCCUGGGAGUUGUAGUGGGGCGGGGAAAGUCAUUUGCUCUCUCAAGCGGGGUCGCGGUUGUUUCUGGGAAGUGUGGUUGCCUGAGUCCCGCGUUCUUCGUUUCUCGGCUGGUUGUGCGUGUGGCCGAGAGGCACGCGGGGAGUUAUAGGAACCGAAAGCCCUGUGUAGUCUUCCGCGGGGGGCCGCGGUUGUUUCUGGGAAGUGUGGUUGCCUAGGUCCCGAGUUCUUUGUUUCUAGGCUCUGGGAUGGGAGGAUAGCCCUAUGCGCUGGAGCGCGGGGCCGCGGUGCCUUCUGGGAGUUGUAGUUGUCCCAGGCCCUCGUUCUUUGUUUCCUCGCGCGGGAGCGCGGCGCUCUGGGAGAUCCAGUAGGAACGAAAACCGUAUGCCCUUGCGCGCAGGGCCGCAUUGGUUUCUGGGAAUUGUAGUUUCUUGAGGCAGGCGGCCUGGUGGGGUGACGUCCGCGAGGCUUCUGAAGACGCAUUCCUGCGACGCCCGCGGUGGGGCCCUCGGGGCGGCUCCGAGCGUCUGGCCUGUGUAGGCAAGGAAAGGAGCCCCCCGGUCUGCGCCGGAUGGCCCCGGGCGGUGACUCGGUCCGGAGCCCCGGAGCGCUACACCCACCUGGCCGGAAGCACAACGGAAACGCGCCGUCCUGUGGCCACUGUUAGGUCUGCCAUUUUACACUUUUCUGAUCUCCUCGGUCCCUUCUGUGAGCUAUGUCUCAGGGGUCAGUGACAUUCAGAGAUGUGGCCAUAGACUUCUCCCAGGAGGAGUGGAAAUGGCUUCAGCCUGCUCAGAGAGAUCUGUACCGAUGUGUAAUGUUGGAGAACUAUGGCCAUCUGGUCUCACUGGGUCUUUCCAUUUCUAAGCCAGAUGUGGUUUCCUUAUUGGAGCAAGGAAAGGAACCCUGGUUGGGGAAAAGGAAUGUGAACAGAGAUCUGUUUUCAGGUAACUGAAAUGAUGAAAAACUGCAGAUGAGAGGACUACUGUGAUUCCCAUUAUAGUUUCAGAGUCAAGUGGUGAGAUCAAAGACUUUUUACCAAAAAAUGUCAUUUAUGAUGACUCAUCCCAGUAUUUGAUCAUGGAAAGAAUUCUAAGUCAAGGCCCUGUGUAUUCCAAUUUUAAAGGAGGCUGGAAAUGCAAGGAUCAUACAGAGAUGCUGCAAGAAAAUAAGGGAUGUAUUAGGAAAGUAACAGUCUCUCAUCAAGAAGCCCUGGCUCAACAUAUGAAUAUCAGUACUGUGGAGAGGCCCUAUGGAUGCCAUGAAUGUGGAAAAACUUUUGGUCGACGCUUUUCCCUGGUGUUACACCAGAGGACUCAUACUGGAGAGAAACCAUAUGCAUGUAAGGAAUGUGGCAAAACCUUUAGCCAGAUUUCAAACCUUGUGAAACAUCAAAUGAUACAUACUGGAAAGAAACCCCAUGAGUGUAAGGAUUGUAAUAAAACAUUCAGUUACCUUUCAUUUCUUAUUGAACACCAGAGAACGCACACGGGGGAGAAACCUUAUGAAUGUACUGAGUGUGGAAAGGCCUUUAGCCGUGCCUCCAACCUCACUCGACAUCAGAGAAUUCAUAUAGGAAAGAAACAAUAUAUAUGUAGGAAAUGUGGGAAAGCAUUUAGCAGUGGCUCAGAACUCAUUCGCCACCAGAUUACACAUACUGGAGAGAAACCUUAUGAAUGCAUUGAAUGUGGGAAGGCAUUUCGCCGUUUCUCACACCUUACUCGACAUCAAAGCAUCCAUACAACCAAAACCCCAUAUGAAUGUAAUGAAUGUAGGAAAGCUUUCCGUUGUCACUCAUUCCUUACUAAACAUCAGAGAAUUCAUGCUGGAGAAAAGCUCUAUGAAUGUGAUGAAUGUGGUAAAGUUUUCACUUGGCAUGCAUCCCUUAUUCAACAUACGAAGAUUCAUACUGGAGAGAAACCCUAUGCAUGCGCUGAAUGUGAUAAAGCCUUCAGCCGGAGCUUUUCCCUCAUUCUACAUCAGAGAACUCAUACUGGAGAGAAACCCUAUGUAUGUAAGGUAUGCAACAAAUCCUUCAGCUGGAGCUCAAAUCUCGCUAAACAUCAGAGAACACACACUCUUGACAACCCCUUUGAAUAUGAAAAUUCAUUUAAUUACCACUCAUUCCUUACUGAACACCAGUGAAUUUACACUGCAAAGAAAAACUACGAAUGUAUGAAAUUUUUUUUAAAGAAGUAUAAUGCCUUACUUUUACUUCGGAGAAUUCUUGGAAAGAAGCCUUAUGUGAGAGUGAUGAAUGUGAAGUAAUAUGGCCCACAAUUUAUUCAACAUCCUGGAGGAAAAAAAUCCAGAAAUAUGUGGAAAAGCCAUUAAUAACCGCUCUUUUUCUUUUUUCUAAUAACAAGGUGAAAUCGAUAUUGUUGAGAAGAUUCUUCUUCCAUCUGGAAAUAUUGAGAAGACUUCAUUUGGUAGGAUUCCCUUACUCUACAUGUAUAAAUUCCUACCAAGAAAGAAUACAUAUCCAAUAGAUUGGAGAAAGCCAGAGAUUAUUAGCCCUCAUUCUGCAACUGUCAACCAGGACAGAAUGCAUGGGCAAGGGAUGAGCUUUACAAAGAUGUACUUUGGAGAUCAGGAUAUUCAUGUUUAAGUAAAGUGAUACAAACACAGUGAUUCGGGAAUGCCUUCAUUUACAAUGCAAUACUUAAAUUUUAAUACUCUCGUAAGAGAAAAAGCAACUGUAUAAAAGAAUGUAGAGUAACUGCAAUAUUUCAAACCUGUAUCAGAGAACUACACUGUGGGAAAACUACCAUUGUAACGAGUGUAGCAAAAUCAUCUUAGAUAUCUGAAAAAUCAUACUGGAUGGAAUCUGUGAGAAAGGGUUCUAUUUUGAGGGAAGGGGGAUUGCUUUUUGUUUUUUAAGUGAAUUCAGAAAAUGUUAUAAAUAAAUCUUUUGGUUUAUUAUAAACCUUCUGCUUGCUGAUUUUUUCCCACAGCAUGUGAUUCCGAAAGUGUAACUACAAUAUUGACAUAAAAAAAAAAGAGUAGUGUUUUUUUUGUUGAAACAUACAAACAUAACUAGAAGUGUUUUUAGGUGUUUUAUGGUUUUAACUUUCAGACCGAGUUUGGAUUUAAGGUAAUGCUAACUGACAGUUAUCCUUGAAUCUGACUAUAGACAGUUGUUAUUCAGUGUGAAAUAAGUAUAAAUAAGAUACAUCACAGAAAA